Molecule: messenger RNA, 1678 nt
Organism: Pyrgilauda ruficollis (rufous-necked snowfinch)
Lineage: Eukaryota; Metazoa; Chordata; Aves; Passeriformes; Passeridae
Product: A-kinase anchor protein 8-like
Exons: 10
Cellular component (GO): nucleus; nuclear matrix
Molecular function (GO): protein kinase A regulatory subunit binding; DNA binding
Source: RefSeq, a predicted model, not a curated record
GGGGCGUGGCCUCAGUGGAGAUAGCCAAUAGCAGCCGGCGAUGCGGCGAGGGGGCGUGGCCAGAGGCGCGCCUGUCACGCGAUAGGUCCUCAGCCGGCUUAGCUGACCAAUGGGACAGCAGAGCGGAGGAAGCCACGCCUCCUCAUCGAGCAGACUUUCACUUUAACCAAUCGCGUAGCGGGAAACCCGAUGAGCGACAGCAGCCGCCUACCAAUGGGAGGUGUGAACCGCGCGGACCAAUCAGCGCGGGAGAGGCGGAGCGCUGCGGCCAAUCAGCGCGAGGGGGCGGGGCCGGCGCGGCGCCGUUACCGCCCGGGAAAGGGGAGGAGGCGCCGCCAUCAUGAGCUACGGGUACGGAGAUUGGAAUUCAGGCUCGAGCAGAGGGUACGAGGGCUAUGGCUACGGCUACGGCUACGGCCAGGAGGGCUCCGGGGGCUUCGGCUUCGGCGGCGCCGCCGGGAAUUCCUGGGAUUUGGGGAAUUCCGAGCCCGACGGGGCCCCCGAGGGCGGCGACGGCCCCGGGAAGCAGCGGCAGGAAGCGGGAGCCGGGAUCCACGGCGAGGCCGAGGGGCUGCAGGGACGGGGCUACGGGGCUGCCCCCGAGAGGUACGAUCCCUACGAAUCCUACGGCGACUCCCGCGUGAACGACCACCGGGAUCUGUACCGGGCAGCCUUCGACUACCCCGGCGAUUAUCCCGGCGAUUAUCCCGGCGAUUACCCCAACGAUUACCCCAACGAUUACCCCAGUGAUUAUCCUGAUUACCCCAACGAUUACCCCAACGAUUAUCCCGACUAUCCCAACGAUUAUCCCGGCGAUUUUCCCAACGAAUCCGAGCCCGACGCCAACGACUUCUACGGCCGGCCCCACCCGCGGGAGCAAUUCCAGGGCAAAUUCCGGGAAGGCUUCGGGCCCCGGGGGGGCUGGGGGGGCCGGGAGCGGGGCUUCCCGGGGUUCCCGGCCCGGGGGGGCUGGGCCGAGCCCCGGGGGCCGCCCCGGCGCCUCCCGUCGCUCUUCUCGCACAACAUCCUGCCCGAGCCCGGCGCCUUCCGCGGCUUCCCCGGCGCCUUCCGCGGCCUCAAGAGGAUGAGGAGGGGCUGGAGGGUCUGGGAUGCCGAGCUCAGGCCGCAGCGCAAGCGCCCUCGCCGGGACUCGCUGGGGCGGCGGCGGCCGCAGCCGAGCGGCUCCGAGGAGCGGAACCCGCGCACGGACGGCUCCGACAACUCCAGCUCCGACAACGAGGAAGGCACGGAGGGAGAAUCCGGAGAAAAGGAGGAAUCCAGAGGGGAAGGAGAGGAUGAAGAGGGAAGAGAUUCCGAGAAAGGUGACACCAAGCUGCCCCAGCAGACAGCCCAGUUCCUGCAGGAGGAGGUGGCCAACAAGACGCGGAAGACGGAGGAGCGGCGCCGCGGGAUCCGGGACAUCAACGCCGUGAUCCAGCAGAUCCAGAGGGAGCAGGACCUGACCCAGGAGCUGGGCCUGGAGCACUUUGUGCGGAAGGUGGAGGCCGCGCACUGCUCGGCCUGCGACCUGCUGAUCCCCAUGCACUUCGGCUCCAUCCAGAAGCACCUGCGCUCGCCGGACCACAACCACAACCGCCGGGUGAGCCCGCGCCCGGGGGUCCUGGGGGGGAUCCACCCCGAUCCCGGGGAUUUACACAGGGAUCCACCCCGAUCCUGG